Molecule: messenger RNA, 1524 nt
Organism: Porites evermanni
Lineage: Eukaryota; Metazoa; Cnidaria; Anthozoa; Scleractinia; Poritidae
Source: the annotation of a GenBank genome assembly
AUGAAAAGCUUAGAGUCAUUUCUUCAUGAUCUUAAGAUGCACAUGCUAGAUAAAGUCAUCUAUGCAAAGGGAGAGAAAGAUUUUGUUGUUCAUAGUGAAGAACUCCCACCAGUUAUUGCACCAAUUCUACGUGGCCCUGUGGUGUAAAAUACUGAGCAUGAAAAGAAGAGCGUUUACUUAAAAAACAUCAAGUUUACGGGUACAUAUAUUUACUGUUUGAAGUCUUUGUCUUCCUUUAAAACUAUACAGCAGCUAGCACACUGGCCACAUCCUUAAUUUAUGUUCUGCAUUUUGCCAAAAGGAGUCUUUUCUUCUUCUAAUUGUGCAUGUGAGCUCAUGAUCACUGAUAAUGUUUUUUGGUACUUUAUGAAUAAAAUGUCUAAAACCGUUUAAUUUAUUAUAUGAUUUAGGAGAUCCUGCUAUUCUCCACAAAGAGAUUAAAGAGAAAAACAUCAACAUGGCCAACAUUGCUAAUUAUACCACUGAAGAGCUUAAGGAGUUGGCAUCCAUUUGUGAAAUUCCAGUAUUUACAAAAGUCUAAGGUAUGAUACAAACCUUAUUCCAAAAUGGUUUCAAUUUUAAUCUUCUUUAGUGUCAAUGUUAAUUGGCCCUUGUUGCCUCGUUUUAGGUUAAGAAUUCUUUUGAAUUCUGCAGAUGCGGUUGAGGCCAAGAGGGCUAAUUAACAUGAAUAUAAAAGAAUAAUAAAAUUGUCACCAUUUUGGAAUAUUAGAUGUAUAUGUACAGCGCAAAUGCGUUACUGUUAACAGCCAUGUCUUACGAAAAAAACACAAUGACUUUAGUAGAAGUGUAACUUGUUAGUUUUUGUCUAGUUUAAUUUGGGGCUUCUUUUUGAUUUUAUAUCCUUGUUUGUUUUCACUUCUAUAUACAAAUUUUUGUUUUACCCUGUUUUCCUUGAUACCCAGUAAUCUAGAUCUGUUCCCUUCUUAGAAUUCUGGUUGUUUUGAAAAACCAGAAUAUGCAAAGAAACCAACUGCGGUAUGUUGUUUUCAGCAUUGCUUAAUGUGCACAUGCUGGUGCUCUUUUAUUGUUCUUUCCCUCUUUCCAAAAAAAAGAUGCUUAAUAUAUAUAUUUAGUAUAAAUCUGCUAGUGUUCUUUCACAAAUGGCAUUCUUUGAUUGGCUUCGCGACUCACUAUCUAUUCUUUGAUAGAAAUCUCUUUAAUAUAUAUAUUUUGUUAACAUUAAAUGUAUCCUUUUUUCAGCAAGUGGAAUGCCCUCUGAUUGUUCCUGCAGAGUACCGUGCUGUUUCUGCCAUGAACGUUCCAGAAGAACUUGAACAAUCCGAGCACCCCAUUUCUGGAUUUUCCAGGAUAUUUGUUUUGGGGGAAAGAUUUCACAGUUCCACUGACCCCCACAAAUCACCUCUCUGCUUGUUUCACAACAUCGAUCUGUGUGCCCAAGGCAAUGCUAUCAAAACUAGCUACCAAGAAUCUGAAAACGUCCGAAAGAAUAUGAGACGGCUACGCAGCUCUACGCUUCAAGGGUUUGGGACACACUUCUGUUAU